This is a messenger RNA of Larimichthys crocea (large yellow croaker), 1528 nucleotides long. RefSeq lists its product as uncharacterized. The record is from RefSeq and is a predicted model, not a curated record. Bases 46 to 1035 code for a protein of 329 amino acids. Lineage: Eukaryota; Metazoa; Chordata; Actinopteri; Sciaenidae. The transcript is spliced from 2 exons.
GCCUACUCUCACACAAAUACCCUGAUGGCAGCGGACUCAUGAAGGAUGAUGACGAUGUCAGGAGGAGUCUUGAGUGUACUGAAGCUCAAAUCAAUCAACGAUUUGAAGAAAAUCGACUUUGGUACAUCUGUGCCCAAGCACAGUCUUUUGCUGCUUUACUGGUUUGCCAACACAGUUGACCUCGACAGUAACAAUGUCAUAUGGCUGACCUUUAACCCAAACCUUGAAGAUUAUGGCUCACAUUAUUAUGGAAACUAUGAGGGGAUGUUGAACCCACUACCUGAGGGAUACCGGUACUACACUGUUGGAAAUCUCUAUGAAGACACGACUGAAGAACUCCCAUCUUAUGUUCGCAAUCCUCCAAGGGAGUAUAGAGGAAGAAAUAUGGACAGGAUCAUAUUUAGAGUCCAGGAACAGAAAGCAAGACAGACAGCUUUGCAGAGGAUAGACCAAGUGUAUAUCACACAGCAUUAUGAACAUCAGGGGACUUACAAUCCAAACUAUACCUACCAGAUCACUGCUAACCUCUUGAGACAGAUCAGAGAGUUUUCUGUUGGAGGAAACCAACUGUUGCAUCUCAGAAACCACUUUGGAAGUAACGCUAAUGAUUUAGACUUAAGGCACAUCAGAAACAUAUGGGGUGACCUUGCUUGCCUUGGACUAUUGUUGUUUAUUGUGAUCCAAGAAAAGUACUCAUCUAUCCAACAAACAGGAAAACAACAACCAAAACAGAAAACAAGAGCAGAAAACAACAAACAAGAAAACAACAAACAAGAAAACAACAAACAACCAGACAACAGCAACAGACCCGACAACGGUAAUAGACCAGAAAUCACAAGAAGAGUGGAAAACAACAACAGACCAGAAAACCCAAGAAGAGUGGAAAACAGUAUAAGUUAUGGAGGUGCUUCACUUGACGCACCUCAGAACCCCUCAGAACCCUCCGAACCCCUGGUCGACAACCCGGAGUUGUUCUCUUGUUUGUUUUGUUUUGCCCUCAUAUGCUUUGUAUUUUAUAUUCUAACAGCUUUUUGAAAAUAUACCCGAGUAAAAACAUCUUCCUCAACAAGAGAGGAUGAGGUGAUCAGUGAAUCAGGGGGGUGAAACUUUUGCUUGGACAUGACAGACUUUUGACCAACACGGCACGGUUUGGCACAUCAGCUGUAAAUAGACAUGGAUUUAUCUGGCUGUACAAAUGACAAAAAACAAAAUAGAGGUUUUACAUUUUGUUAUGUGAAGACAAAGGGAAGUUUAAAAGAGUUGGACAUUUUGAGUUGUAUAGCUUUAUUCACAAGACUACAGUUUGUUAAUAACAGGAGAUUUUUGUCUUACAAAAGUAUUGAAACUGUGAAAAUGGCUUUCAUUGUAUAGGACAAUGAACUUUUUUCUGGCACGGUACUAAAGCUCCAGGUUUCAUUCAGGCAAUAAUGACUAAUAGAAUAGUAGUGACUCACUGUUAAUUAACUGAUGAGAAUGUAAAUUGCUUUGAUGGAUAUAGAAACAGAGAAAUUAAAGGCUGUAUGGCCUG